AUGGAUGAAGUGGAAAAGCUGAUAGAGGAAUACAUUUCACCUGAACAGGCAAUGUUCCGUUAUGGAAAAGAAAAAAAAAAAGAACUAAUUUAUGAAAAAAAUAAAGAUAAAGAAGAAAAAAAAAUAAGAAACGAGAUACUAAAAAAGCUACUUGAUUUUAUAGAAAAUGACGAGAAAACAGAAAAACGUGAAGAAAAUGACUGCACAUCCAGUGCAAUAACUACAAGUGUAGAGUGUAAAAAUGACAUGACCUGUUCAGAAAAAAAAGGACAAAUUGAUCAAAAAAAAAAAAAUAAAAAGCUAAUUGACAUUAUUAUGUAUUUAAAGAAAUACAACUUUUGUAAUGAAAAUAUAAAAAGAGGGACAUCAGUAAAUUUAAUUUCUCAAUUAUUUGAAGAAAUAGAUUUUAUAGAAUUAGAAAUAGAAUAUUUUAGAGCUAUAGUUCAUUUUUUUAUUAAAAAAAUUGAAGAUUGGCAUUGCAUAAAUGGAGUUUUGAAUUUUUUUUUAAUUAUUUUUGAUCGAUAUAAAAAUCAAAUUGAAGAAAUGCGAUACUGUGAUGAGGUUACAGAAGAAUAUAAGGAAUUGUUUAUUUCAAAAAAUAAAAAAGGGAAAAAUAAUAUGAAUAUUAAUGAUAAAAAUAAAAUAAUAGGUAGUGAAAAUGGUGAAAUAAAUGAAAAUACUAUAUCAAAUUAUUAUAGCAAUUAUAAUAGUGAAAAUGAAAGUGAUGGAUCUUGGAGAAGCAGUUGUGAGGGUCAGCAUGAAAGAUAUAAUAGACGAGACAAUGAUUUUGAAGAAUCCGAAAAUGAAGAAGAAUCUGAAGAUGAAAAAAUUAAAGAAAAGAAUACUUGUAUUGUUUAUAAAAUUAUGAAAACAAUAUUUAAACAUGUAUUUGCACCAAGUUAUUUACAAAUAGUAAGAUUAAAAUAUUAUAAGAUAAUUUUAAUAUCAUUAGAACAUUUUAAAAAUGAAAUACAAAAUAUUCCAAAUUUUAUUAAUAAAAUACAAGUACAAUUAGAAGGUGAAUCUGAUCCUAGAAAUAUUUUAGUUUUAUUUGACAUCAUAUAUAUAUUAUGUAAUAAAUAUAUAUUACCUCUUAGUGCUGACUCACCAAUGAUAAACAUUUAUGAUGGUGUUGAGAAUGGUGAUAAUGCAGAAAAUGAAAAAGUUGAAAAAGAACAUGCUAGUGGCAUAUUUUCAUGGGAAAAAGAAAAUGAAUAUUUAAAAUCAUUGAUAGAUAUAGCAUUUUAUUAUUUCCCUAUCGAAUUUAUCAACAAUGAUGGACGAUAUGAUUGUGUAAGUGAAAAAGAUUUACAAGAUUCUUUUAUAAAAUGUUUAAAAUCAAAUAAAAGAUUAGGAAGUUAUAUUAUUGUAAACAUAUUAGAUCAUUUUUAUAAUUCAGAAAAUGAAGAAAUUAGUGAAAAAAAUUUAAAAAAUAUAUUAACAACUUUAAAGAUAUGUGUGCCAUUUUAUGGAUCCGAUUGUUGUUCUCAAUAUAUAACUACUGUUUUAGGAUUGAUAGAAUUAGAAUGUAUUGAAAAUAAUAGUGAUGAAAAUAUGAUAAACUAUUUAAUUGACAUUCUGUUAAUAUUUAUAAAUUUAUUAAAUAAAGAAAAUAAUAAUAAAAAAAAAUAUAAUUUAUUUAAUAAAUAUUUUAUAAGUACUUUUAAGAAAUAUCAAACAUAUAUAAUAUUACAUAGAUGUAUGUAUGAAGGAAUAGAUUAUGAUAUAUCCAAUUUUGUAAACUUAGAAAAAAACGACAUAUUUUCAAACACAGAUAGUAAGGAAUAUAUAAGUAGUUUUUUCUUUAAAAAUAAAGAUGAAGAGAAAGAUGCUGAAAAUAUGUACAAACUUGAUAAUGAGGUAGAAACAAAAGUAGAUAAAAAAUUUGACAUAUUUUCAAAUGACAUUCAUGAUAGUGGCUUGCUAUAUGAUUGGAAUAUUUCGGAAGAUGAUCUAAAUAUUGAAAAUGGUGAAGUGUAUGGAAAAUAUGAAUAUGAUAAAAUGGAUGGAAGUGAAAAUAGUGAUAAAAAUCUUUUAUCUAUAUUAAAAGAAAAAAAUGAGAUUGAUAAAAUAAAUGAACAAAAAGAGAAAGAAAGAAAAAAAAAUAAAAUAAAAAUAGAUAAGUUUUAUGUAAUUGAAAAAAUAUUAACUCCUAUUGCAAGUAGUAAUACAUACAUUUUUUUGUUCAUCCUAAAAUUGAUAAUUAUUCCAAUUAUUAAAGAGUGUUAUUGUAUGAUUAAAGCUUUGAGCCUUCAAAAUGAUGAUAAAGAAAAGGAUGAAGAAAAAGACAGAGAAAAAAAGAAAGAAAAAAUAUGGAACUUGUUCGUGAUAUACAUAAAAUUUGUAGACAACUUGAUAGAAAAAAGUGUAAAAAUAGAUGAAGUUGUAUCGUUAAAAAUUAGUUUCAUAUACGAAAUCUAUACAAUAAUAAACAUGCUUAACGAUGGAAAAAAUGAUAUAUUUUAUAAUUAUCAUAAUUGUGGGUUGCAAAUUUUUAAUAUUUUUACAAACUUUUUAUGUAUGCACAAUAUUGGAAAUGAGAGAAGUGAGAAAAGUGAGAAAAAGAAACAGAUCAACUAUUUUUCAAACGAAAUAAAAACAAUAAAUGAUUAUAAGCAAGCUGAAAAUUGGGAAUAUUUAUUGUUUUAUAAAUCAUUGUUAUCUUUUUUCUAUAUCAUUGAAUUUCAUCCCUUUAAAGUUCGAGAUCAAAUUGUGAUGUCUUAUAAGAAGGGAAGAACUAAAAAGGAUAAAGAAGAAAGUGAAAAACAGGAAGAAAUAAAUAUGAACAGUUUUGAAUUUAUUGAUAUAUGGAGAAAAGGAAUAAUUAAAGAACAUAUAAAUUAUGUUAAUGAUAUUAAAGAAAAUAAUGAAAAUAUUUUGAAUAAUAAUAAUAAAAAUUAUAAAAAAAAUGAUUUAUUUUAUUUUAUAAUUUUAAUAAAUAAAAUAAUUAAAUAUAAAUAUAAACAUAUACAAAAUUAUAUUCAAUUUAUUUUGUUUAAUUUGUCUUUUUUUAUUAUAAAAUUGUAUUAUUCUGAAAAUAAAAAUUAUCAAAUUUAUAAAAAUUGGCUAGCUAUUUUAUAUGAAGUUAACAUAAAUUAUAUGAUAUUUCUUACAACCAAUAUAUCGUCAUUUAUUUUGAAACAUUUUUAUAAUUAUGUAAAUAGAAUGAAAAAUGUUUUCCUAGAAAUUGAUCAAUCAAAUUCUAUACAUGAUAUUUCACAAGAUUUGAUAAGUACCGAUUUAAAGGAAAACGACAAUUUAUUAAACUCCUCAAACCAUAACUCAAAUAAUGAAGAAGUUUACUGCUUUUAUAUGGCUAGCUCAAAUAUUGAAACAAAAAAAAAUAAUGUAGACCCAUCAAAAUACUCAUCAUCGAUUGAAGACUUUAGAAAUUUUAUAAAAGAAUGUGAUAAAAAUAAUACAUUUUUCAAAGAAAAGAUGCUUAACUAUGGUUCUAAAUCUAUUCCCAACUUAUUUCAUAAAGUAGAAAACGGAAUGGAGGGAAAUAUAUCCGAUCCAAAAGUGAAUGAAACAAAGAUGGAAACUGAAAAUAGCUUAAUAAAGAUAGUAAUAAAUGAAAAAAUAAACAAAGAAGAUAUUAUUCCUUUUUAUUUUUUCUUUCUUCUUCAUGUUUCUUAUUUUUAUGCACAUUGUCUUUAUGAGCAAAGUAGUGAUUUAUAUGAAAAUGAUUCUAAGAUUGAAACAAUAGAAAAUUUUAAGGAUGAAAAAAAUGAUGUUAGUAAUAAAAUAAGAAAUAUAUAUAAAGAUAAAGAAGAGUUAUAUAGCUCGUAUAUGUAUGUAAACAUUUUUGAGAUUGUUGAAUUAUGUAUAAAAUAUAUAUAUGAAGAAAAAAUAGUAAGAGAUAUAUUUAUAGAUGCUUUAAAUAAAAAAAAAAAAUUAUAUUGUGAAACUAAUAAGUAUGGAUGUAUCAACCUUAUUAAUGGCAAUGAAGAUUUAUGCUAUUAUUCAAGUUAUAUAAAUGUUUUAAAAAAUUAUAUAAAAUUAAAUGAAAUUAAGAAUGUAAAAAUUAUUAAUAUUGUUAUAAGUAUGCUAGAAGAUGAUAAAAACGAUGACUUAAAGGAUUGUAUUUUGAAAUUUUUAAAUAAAUUCUUUUUUUUUACAAAUAUAUUAAAUAUAGAAAUGGAUUCAUUUUUAUAUCUACUAAAUGAAAUUGUGUCAAUGUAUAAUCUAAAUUAUAGACACUACAAAGAUGAAAAGGUUGAAGAUAUUAAAAAAAAUAAAAUAUUAUCAACCUAUUUAUAUAAUAAGGCAAAAAAUUGGAUUAAUCACAUUUUCAUUUUCCUUAAUAAUGAUAAAAAAACAAAAUUUUUAAAAAAUAUUAUUAUUAAUUCUGUAAACCCAAAUCAAGCACCUAAAAAGAAAUAUGAUAUAGUAUCCAUACAAGAUAAUUAUAUUUUUAAUGACGAGUUUAAAAAUUGUAAAGACUUAUUAUUGAGUAGUAAUCCAGCUCUUUUACUAUUUAUUCCUUAUGUUGUAUCAUCCCAUAUAUAUAUAAAGGAAGGAUACACUAACUUACUUUUAAAAUUGUGUGUAUAUAUAUUUUUGUUUAAUAUAUAUAAAGAAAGUUUGGGAGGUACGAAUGAGGAAAUGUCGGAUGAGGGUGUUGCCAACAUUAUAACGGAGUGUAAAAUUGAAAAGAGUUCUACAUAUUUAAAAGGGGAUAUUCAAAAUAUAUUUAAUGAAGAAGAUAUUAAAAAAAGUUUAAACAAAAUUAAUUUGCAAUUAUUUAAAAAUUUAUAUAAAUCCAGUUUAACAAUUAUAUCAGUUAUACUUGCACAUAGCUGUAUAAAUAAAGAGGAUGCUUUAAAUUUUGUUUAUCAAUAUUUUGAUAAAAUACAAUAUUUAAAUUUAUCUAUAAAAAGUUCGUUACUCUAUAAAAAUAUCAUUGAUCAAUAUACAGAGAUUUAUAAAUCAUUUAUACAUAUUAAAAAAGGUGAAAAUUCUGAUGAGCAAAAUAAUAAUUUUUAUAUUUUUUUGUCUAAACUGUUCGAAGUUACCAUUGACCAAGAUUAUCAAAACAAUGAUUUUUUAUUUUUUUUGUUUGAUCAAAUUUAUUUUAUUAAUAAUAAUACAGAAAUUGGCACACCAUUUAAUCAGCAUAUUGAAAAGUGUGAUGGUGAAAUUCGUAUAGUAGGGAAGUCCUACCUCAAAGGGAAGAGUAAAAAAAAGGAUAAGCAACUUGUGAUAAUAAAUAAUGACAAUGUAAAUGAUAAUAAUGGGAUACGAUAUAAUUGGGAAUGCUUAGAAAAAAUAGAAAGCGAUACAAACAAAUCAGAUUCACCUAAAACUUGUAUUAUUAGGUUAACAAAUUUGAAAAAUAUAAUUUCAAAAAAAAAAAAACUUUUUAAAAAUGACAAACAGGAAUCCUUUUAUUUGAAUUGCCAUUUUUUCUUUUCUAUUUAUCAAAUAUUUCAAACCUUUUAUGAUCUAACUUUUUAUAUUAAAAAUAGUGAAAAAAAUGAUAUGGAAGAAAAUCUUGAAAAUUUAUAUAAAAACAUGAACAGCAAGGAUGAAAAAUGUACAUAUAUAAUUUUUUAUUUUCAUUAUAUGUCUUAUAUAUAUGAAAAAAUAUAUCAUACUAUACACCAGAUUGAUACAAAUACUUUUUUUGAAGAACAUAAUUAUAAUAAAAUAUAUUUUAUAAAAAGUAUAGAAUUUUUUAAUUCCUAUAAAACAAUAUUAAUUAAUUUUAUGUACACAUUAUAUAAUUAUUUAUAUUUUAUUCAGCUAACUAAUAAAUAUAUUACUAUCACAGAAUUUUUGUUUAUGCUUAAUGAUUGGGAUGUGUCUAUAAAAAAUGUAUUGCCAUAUUAUUUUACAAAAGAAAAUGAAAAAAUUGCAAAUUUUGUUAAUAAUUAUUGCAUAAAUGGUCAAAUAUGCCAAAGUAGGGAAGAAGUGGGGACUAGUUCCUCUUUAGGGGCUCAUGAAGAUAAAGAUUGUACAAAUUUAAAUGAAAAUUGUAAAAAUAUUUUACAAAUUUUGAGAUAUAAUAAAAAAGAAAAUCGUAAUAAAUAUAAUUGUAAAUAUAUUAGUCUUAUACAUAUAAUGUCUAUUUUUUUAUUAAACAUGAGUAUUGAAGAAGUGCUAACAAAUCAUUACAACAUUAUGAAAUUAUCAAUUUUAAAGGGAAUAAAUAAAGUUGCAAACUUUUUUAUUAACAAGUCAGGUUAUUUAUACAAUAAUAAAAGAUAUAUAAAUAAUGUGUUAAGGAAAAAUAUUAACAUUGUUAAGGAUAUAUUUUCGGAUACAAAUAAAAAUGAAGAAAAACGUAUUAUAGUAAAAAAAAUUAUAUCAUUAAAUAUAUUAUGCUGUUUACGUUUACUAUAUCUUAUAUUUAAACUUUUAAAUUAUUUUUUAAAAUAUGAAAAUAAUAAUGGAAGUAUAAAUCUUGAAUCUAGUGAAGAUAAAAAGAAAAAUUCAUUAAAUAAAUAUUUACAAUUUUUGUUAUCAUAUAAAAAUAUAAUAAUUAAGUCAGUGAUGAAAAUAAUGAUUUCUGUUCCUUUUGGAUUAAUUAGAUAUCUUUGUGUUUGUAUUUUUUAUCUUCUUUCUUUUUAUAAUUAUCAGUCUUUCCUAUCUUAUUCCAUAAUCCAGGAUAUAAAUUGGAACUUAUCCGUAGCCUCAAACGACCCACAUAAAAACGUUAGAAAAAUCGUAAUGUUAUGCAGAUCAAGAUGGAUGUAA
Molecule: messenger RNA, 6702 nt
Organism: Plasmodium vinckei vinckei
Lineage: Eukaryota; Apicomplexa; Aconoidasida; Haemosporida; Plasmodiidae
Product: conserved Plasmodium protein, unknown function
Exons: 2
Coding region: 1-6702 (2233 amino acids)
Biological process (GO): iron-sulfur cluster assembly
Cellular component (GO): cytosolic [4Fe-4S] assembly targeting complex
Source: RefSeq, a predicted model, not a curated record